Molecule: messenger RNA, 4007 nt
Organism: Delphinapterus leucas (beluga whale)
Lineage: Eukaryota; Metazoa; Chordata; Mammalia; Artiodactyla; Monodontidae
Source: RefSeq, a predicted model, not a curated record
CGCCCCCCCCCGGCGGGAAUCGAAGAUCCGGGGCCCCGUGCGGAUAUCGGAGGCCCGGGGUCCCCGCGCGUGACCUGACCCGCAGUGUAGACCUGCGGGGCAUGCGAGUCUGGGCGAGAAGAGCCUGUCUCCACUUCUCGCGAGGGUGGGCCUUAUUCCCCCACCGCGGCCUUCCAUCGGCGGCUUAGAAAACGCGGAGCAACGGAUUUCCGCGCAGCAGGAGCUGAGCGGCGCGCGCCCGCGCUGCGCAUGCUCAGUGCCGCCGCUCUGUCAGGCUCGCGGCUCAGCAGCGGCGAGCUCCCCGCCGCCCCUCAUGGCGGCCCCCGAGACCCUUGGGGGCCCCGUCCUGAAAGAUGUUGUGGCGUAUGUAGAAGUGUGGUCAGCCAGUGGAACAGAAAAUUAUUCAAAGACAUUUACAAAUCAACUUGCGGACAUGGGGGCAAAGGUUUCAAAAACUUUCAACAAACAAGUAACUCACGUCGUGUUCAAAGACGGGUACCAGAGCACCUGGGCCAAAGCGCAGAAGAGAGGCGUGAAGCUCGUCUCAGUGCUCUGGGUUGAAAAAUGCAGGACAGCUGGAGUGCACAUCGAUGAAUCGCUGUUCCCUGCAGCUAAUCCCAAUGAGCACCUACCAAGCCUAAUGAAAAAAAAACGCAAGUGUAUGCAGCCCAAAGAUUUUAUUCCUAAAACACCAGAAAAUGAUAAAAGACUGCAAAAGAAGUUUGAGAAAAUGGCUAAAGAGCUGCAGCAGCAGAAAACCACUGCGGGUAAGCUGAGAAAUGCAGAUAAUGAUGUUCCUGUUCUCUUGUUUGAAUCUAAUGGCUCCUUGGUGUACAGUCCCACAGUUAAAAUCUGCAGUGGCCACCACAGUGCAAUGGAGAAGAGACUGCAGGAGAUGAAGGAGAAACGGGAGAAUCUUUCCCCCACCUCUUCCCAGAUCGUUGAAAAGUCUGACGAUAACACCGUUAACUCUCUGUGUGAAGCAUCUUUGAACCUUUCACAUGAUUCUUUGUGUUCAGAGGACUCCUUUGCUGGUGUUCUACACUUGUCUUUUGAUGAUCUUUGUGGGAGCUCUGGAUGUGGGACUCAGCAGAGGAAAUUGGGAGGAUUCCUUGAUGCAAGUAAAAGCGCUGCGUGUGCUUCCUCAGCUGUGUUGAAAACGAGAAGUGUCCGUCCGCCAGCAUCUCCCGGCUCCCUUGGUCAGUUAACCCUUCACCAGUCCCCCGGCAGUCUUUCCAAGGGAGACACCCACCGGCAGGGGGUUGCUGCGGGCCAAGUCAUCACCCCCGACGUGAAGCCAGCACGGGAGCCGGCUGAGGGGGUGUUUGAUGAGAAGAGGGGCCUGUCUCCUACGCCAUCUGUAACAAAGGAGCCCGCCGGGGGCCCUUCAUGUCCCCAGAGCCCCUCAGCCACGAGAAGAAGGGUGUCGGCGAACUCCAGUCCACCCCCGGAGGAGAGACUGAGCAAGAGGCGGUCCCUCAGGUGGCCCCCCGCGCCCCGGCUACAGCUGGAGAACAGCCCGAAGUGCGCCAGCAGCUCCGCCGUGGAGACUCUGGGCCGCGGGGAGUCCUCAUACGAUGAUUACUUUUCUCCCGAUAACCUCAAGGAGAGGGACUCGGAGAGCCUCCUUCCCGGGAUGCAGCCGCCCGCCGGCCCUGCCCUGCUCCACUGCAUGAGGAGCCUUUCCAGGAGAGAGAGGACCAGCCUCCUGGAAAGGGCUGACUUCUCCUGCAUCGGCAGAAGCCCCAGGUCAGCCGGUGGUACCGACUCAACGGUGAAGGCUGGCUUCCGUCUCCAGAAGCCUGCAAACUACGGAGCUGAUCCGGGCUUGAGCAGCGUGACUUCUAAGGAAACGCCUGCUGCUGAAGGAACCCCAGGGGACUGUCCCUGGGCCGAGGCUCGGGGAGGGGAAGACACCCGCCCGGGCGGGAGUGACUCUCCCCAUACCCUCAACGGACUCAGUCCUCAGAAGGGACUUCGAGGUGAUUUUACUUCUUUAAAAGGAAGCAAUAAAGAAGUGAAAGGAUGGAUUGACAUAAAAAGCACACAGAAAGAAGAUACUCCUUCUAAAAUGGUGAAUUCCCCUGAAGGUGAAGCACAAAGUGACGAUAAGCUAAACUUUGUAGGCGACUGGGAUGUGGAAGAGUCUGCAGAGGCAAUGGAAGAGUUACCCUGAGGAUGCAGUGAAAGUAUGUGAACCUCCUUUACCGGUCUCUCCACUAUAAGAAUAUGUAGUAGUGCGUCCAUCUUCCACGUUUAUCACAACUUUUUCAUAAUCAAAAUUUCCUUUUUUCCCUUUUAUUAAACUUUAAAGAAUGUAUGUUUGAUAUUUACAGUGAUAAAUUCUUUAACUUCUUGAGGAAUAGACAGCUUACUGCCCCAUGGAAUUUCUAGGUUCCUUGGUCAAACCUGUUAUUAGGAAUACAUUUCUCUAAGUCUUAUAGGUGAAAAGAAAAGGUGAUGUCUGGAUGUGUUGUGUGAGCAGUGGACUAGAGUGAGCGCUUUUCCUUGUUUCAGUGCAGCCUGUCACUGCAGCAUCACUGUGCAAAGAGACACGUGAGUGGAGGUCUUUUAAAACUCUCAGUUUGUAAUGGUGAGGCCGUUUAUUUUAGAAGGGAAAUUGAGGCGUGUAAGCCAUUCAUUCUGUUAAGAUAAAUAAAUCUGGAAACAAGUUAAUAUUUAUUUUUGAAGAAACUGGGCAAUUUAGCUAUGAAGAAAUUUUUUAAGUAUUUUGUUUAAGUAAAUAGUUCAUUGUAACAGGCCUUAUUAGAUUUCUAUUUAUUUGCUUUAAGCACGUCAUUUAAAUAGAUAUAUUCCUGUCUGUAAUUUAGUUGUAACCAUAGUAAUGAACUAUGUCAUAGCAAAAGUAGCAACAAUUUUGCGCUUUCUGCUGAUAAGCACAGACAGGCUUCAGCAAUCAAAAGUGAAGAAAUCUUGAACUUAAACCACCUUCACCUAAAGAUUGGGUUAAAAUUUCGAUAAGGCCAAGUUUAUUCUUCAUUAUUUCUCUACUCCUUGAAUCAUUUUAACCACCCUUUCCAAGUUGGAGAAGUUAUAUGGAUUGAAAUAUAAUCACGGAUGUAUUGCAUAUCUUUUCCUUGGGUAUGAACUCCCCAAAAUCAUCUCAGUAAAAGAAUUUAAUUUGUAUAUCAUUAACCUUCUUUUUAUGUCUGAGCUUUCUGAUAUAUAUAAAACUUUACUAUAUAUUUAUAAAAUAUAUAAAAUUUGACAUAAAACUAUAUUUUACGUUCCAUUAGGGUUAGUAUGUGUUUUCAAAAUAUUUAUUUUAAAAUCAUGUCAAGCCUAACAUUAAUAUAAAACAGUGAGUGUACGGAAUUAUUUUGGUAGCUAAGAAUAUCCCGUUCUUGAAGCUUACAUUCUCGUUCUCAGUUUUCAUCUUGUGUAUUCUUUCAGCUUUUGAAUAAUGCUUAAUGACAUGCAAAUAUAAGUCAAGUAAAAAAAAAAAAAUCUGCUUCCAGGUGGUGUGAGCACUCUGCAGCCCCAGAGCUGUGCACAGUGUGAUGGUCCUGCUCUGGGGCUCACCGCCACGUCCAGGGCCCCGAGGGGUCUGGGGCACGUGUGGUGAGGGAUCACGGGCUGUAGGCAGGGCCCUGGCGUAACUGAAUCUCAGAGACGGAAUCAGAUAUUCUGUGUUCCCUAACGUAAGGACAUGUAGAUUGGUCUUGUUUUACGUCAUCCCAAGAGAGAGAAAAUCAUUGAAUUUAGGACAGGAAAAGACUUACCUAUUGUUUAGCCUAAACCUAGGUCUUUGUUUUAUGGUGGUAAAAUAAAGACCCACCGAUGUCUUAGGUGGUCCACAGUCAGUCCACCUGGCAUCCCACCUCUCUCUGGGAGCCCCACCCCCACCCCAGGUAAAAGCACAUGGCCUGCGGGCUACCUUAGACCUUCGUAGAUGCUGAAAUUGCGAAGCGGUGAAACCCACUCUGUACUCCAAGUUGUACCUCUGCAAAUCUUUUAUGUUGCAAUAAAAGUCUUUUUUCAAUUUC